AUGCCAAGGACCAUUCUUGUAACGGGUGCGACCGGUCGCCAAGGAGGAGCGGUCGUCAAAGCAUUGCGAGAUACCGACUUCGAAAUCCUCGCCCUCACACGCAGUUCUUCGUCACCCUCAGCCCAAAAGCUCGCAAACUCAUCACCAAAAAUCAAACUCAUAGAAGGAGAUCUGGACAACACCGAAGCCAUGUUCAGAAAUGCCAAAGCUGCCACCAACAACCCUAUUUGGGGCGUGUACAGUGUCCAAGCCCAGGUAAAAGGCGAUGUCACCAUCGAAGAGACCUGGGGCAAGAAUCUCAUCGACUCGUCCAUUGCCGCAGGCGUGGAAUUCUUCGUGUACAGCUCGGUCGACCGUGGAGGUGAAAAGUCGUCUUCAACGCCGACCGAUGUACCGCACUGGAUGACGAAACACAACCUCGAGAAGUACCUCGAAGAGAAAGCAGCAGGUACUCAAAUGAGAUUUGCGGUCCUCCGCCCAGUGGCGUUCAUGGAGAACGUCACCAACGACUUCGCUGGGAAGGCCAUGGCCGCGACAUGGCAGUAUGCGCUCAAGAACAAACCUAUGCAGCUCGUCGCUACGGAAGACAUUGGAAACUUUGCUGCGGAGGCGUUCAAGCACCCGGAAAAAUACACUGGGCGCUACCUCUCGAUUGCUGGCGCAGAACUCACCUUCGAGCAGGCGAAUGCCGUAUUCAAGGAGAAGGUUGGAAUGGAUAUGCCAAGGACGUUUGGCUUCGUGGCAUGCAUUGGUUUGGUAGCGGUCCCGGCUGUUGGCAAGAUGUUCAACUACUUGAAGAAGAACGCCACUGGUGCGAGCGUCGAGGAGAGCAGGAAGAUUUACCCGGGUUUAAUGGAUUUUGGCACGUGGUUGGAGAAGGAGAGUCAGUUCCGGAAGCAGUAG
Molecule: messenger RNA, 903 nt
Organism: Paraphaeosphaeria sporulosa
Lineage: Eukaryota; Fungi; Ascomycota; Dothideomycetes; Pleosporales; Didymosphaeriaceae
Product: NAD(P)-binding protein
Exons: 1
Coding region: 1-903 (300 amino acids)
Source: RefSeq, a predicted model, not a curated record